UCCCUUUCUUGCCCUUUUAUUUUUUCCCCUUUUCCUAUAAAUCUUACCCGCCAUGCUCCUCGUUGUCUUCUUUCCUGCAUCUUCUCCUUCAUUUCCUUUUUUUCUUUCCCCUUUUGUUUGUAAUUUUCGUUCUUCAUGUCUGGUUGAAGGUUCGGAGGCGUGAAGGAAAAAUCUUCGCGAGGGUUGGAGUUUCUGUAAAUAAGACUAAUCAACUCACCUCUCGCCUGUACAUAUUCGAGAAAAAAUCGUCCGCCUUUCGUCUGUUAUUUUGUGCUGAUCGAUCUUGAGGAUCAGAGGACCCGACGUGUUGGAAGAUAUGGCUGACCUCUCAAGGGUGAGAACUUCUCUUGCCUCUCAGGAACGCAGCCGGGGACCGCUCCUGUGCCCGAAACCGAGACGACUCGCCAUCAUCAACCACGCUGUUGCUGCCGACGCCGUCCGACCUUUCCGAUCGCAUCUGAACCAUUCGAAGGACCAGAUCGACUCCAAAGCCGGCUUGGAACUUCUGGACAUCUUGUUUGCAAAGGGCGUGUACGGUGGCGACCAGACCGGUUGCGGCUCGCCUCCUUACUUCUGCGGGUCUCCUCCGAGCCGGUCUGCGAACCCUCUGGUUCACGAUGCCCGCUUCACGGAGGGGCGCAAGGACCUUUCCCCGGUGCCUUUUCCUUUGCCGGCCGGUUUUUCUUCGUCGCCGGCAUCGUCUUCUCCAUCCUCCUCUUCUCCAUCCUCUGCUCGAAAGGGAUGUGCUAGGGCUACUUUCGGGCACAAGCCCGCUGCCGUCAGAAUCGAAGGUUUUGACUGCCUCGAUCGAGAUCGAAGGGGUUGCAGCAUCCCGGCGGUGGCCUGAUCCGUCCCUCCCCACUAACUACAUGAAUCAUUUUGACACCACCAAAUCGAGAGAAAUCUACGUGAUUUUAGAGUUUUGUCAGAAAUUUCAACCAGGAGAAAUGAAGUCUUUUGAAGGAAGAUUUUGUGUUUUGGUGCUUCGCUUUUGUACAUCCUUACACCAUCUGUCAAGCUGUAUAUGUAAUAUGUAAAUGAGUUCUUUGAAAUAAGAGAGGACGGGGGGAUAGAUUGCCCCUUCCUCUCAGAAAUUAGGCUCUUUAGGUUUUUUCGUUUAGCUCUUUCAGUAGCUCUACGAACGAUAUCACAGAUAGUAAGUAGUAGAGGGUUGUGGUUUCUGGGAGUUGUAGGUAGGAGAUAUGGAAUUUGUUUGUGGCUUCCUGGUUUCUUUAUCCUCUUUGGGUCGUCUACUUUUGCGUCUCUGCCCGCGGCUGAAUCUGUAUAUUGGUAUGAAAACGUCCGGGGUUCGAGUACUUUUCUGUUAAUUUUUGUAAUCGGGUUGCUUCCCCAUUGAUGUAAAUAUUCAAUCUCUCAAUCAUCAUAUUUCGAAUUUUGAAA
This is a messenger RNA of Nymphaea colorata (pocket water lily), 1401 nucleotides long. RefSeq lists its product as uncharacterized. Lineage: Eukaryota; Viridiplantae; Streptophyta; Magnoliopsida; Nymphaeales; Nymphaeaceae. The transcript is spliced from 4 exons. The coding region runs from base 317 to 847 and encodes 176 amino acids. The record is from RefSeq and is a predicted model, not a curated record.